UGUUAGUCAACUGAUUAACACCGUGACGAACACGUCUGUUGCUCCCAAACACGAAAUCCUCUUUACCUUUUGGUUGACUGAUUUUCCAGCUGGUCUUUUUUUUAAAAAAAUAUAUAAUGGCUCAUUCAACAGAAACUCAACCGCCAUCAGUUGCAGAAGUAUCGAUUGCCACUGGAAAUUCGGAACUUGGCAAUCCUUCCGGAGACGAUAAUCCAGAAGAGAUGGGCGGAUUACGCAACCGACUAUUAUGUCGUUUCGUCAGUUCGACGUGCUUCCAGAUGAACCGGCGCAAAACAUUAGGAGAAAAUCUUAUGGAAACACCUUUGCGAAGAUGUCUGUCGACUUUGGACAUAACAAUGCUUGGUAUUGGACAUAUGGUGGGUGCUGGCAUUUACGUGUUGACGGGCACAGUGGCUCACAAUAUGGCAGGACCAGCCAUCGUUUUGAGCUUCUUAAUCGCUGGAUUAGCUUCUGUUUUAGCUGCAUUGUGUUACGCGGAGUUCGGCAGCCGCGUACCUAAAGCCGGAUCCGCUUACGUAUAUACUUAUGUAACCAUAGGAGAGUUCUGGGCGUUUGUCAUCGGCUGGAACAUUCUAUUGGAACACAUGAUUGGUGCGGCGUCAGUGGCCAGAGCCUGGAGCGGCUACGUGGAUGCGUUAGCUGGAGGAGUAAUUGCUAACGCAACGGCCGGAGUUUUCGGUGAAAUGCACAACGACAUGAUGGCCAAAACGCCAGAUUUCUUAGCCUUUGCCGUUUGUCUGGCUUAUUGCGGAUUAUCUACUUUGGGAGUUAAGGGCUCCUCUUACUUUAACAGCUUCUUCACUAUGGUAAACAUUGGCGUCAUUGUAUUUGUCAGUGGAUUCGGUUUCUAUUGGGCUGAUUACCACAAUUGGACUGAUUACGGUGGGUUCGCGCCCUUUGGGUUCUCCGGAAUCUUAAGCGGGGCGGCUACCUGUUUCUAUGCGUACGUGGGCUUCGAUAGCAUCGCCACCUCGGGAGAAGAGGCUCGUGACCCGAGUUUCUCUAUCCCGGUGGCAACUUUCGUUUCGAUGAGCGUCGUUUCGUUGGGCUACAUGUGCGUUUCGGCUGCUCUCACCCUGAUGGUGCCCUAUACGCUCAUCAACCCGACGGCUGCUUUACCCGACGCUUUCGCCUCUCACGGCAUCACCUGGGCACGCAUCGUCAUUAGCAUCGGUGCAUUGGCCGGCAUGACGACCACCCUUUUCGGCUCUCUCUUUUCUCUUCCACGUGGAGUUUACGCUAUGGCGCAAGACGGACUCCUCUUUAAAGUCUUCGCUCGAGUCCAUGAGAAAACCCAGGUGCCACUAAUCACCAUCGGUGUUUGCGGCCUAUUUAGCGCCAUCGUGGCACUAUUUUUCGAUAUUGAAAAACUAGUCGAAUUCAUGUCCAUCGGUACGUUGAUGGCAUACACGAUCGUCUCGGCAGCUGUUAUUAUCCUACGCUAUCGCCCGCUAGUCAGCAAGUCUGAUGUACUCCCGUUAACGGAGACCCCACCAUCACCUGGAAGUGCCAAGGAGUUUGUCGAUAUGCUGAACGAAGCCGGCCGGUUGAAGCCGAAAUUCUAUUGGAUUGAAAGGAUCUUGGGCAGCUACGAGCCGGGUGUUCUUCCAGCCACUUGUGUUUUUAUUUUCACCGUCAGUUGCUCUUGCAUUUUUGCUAUUCUUCAAUGGGGAGGAAGGGCCGUCUACCAUCCAAACGGGCCAGAAUGGUGGCUGGCUGUAUUACUAACUUUCCUCGUGGCAGUUUCUCUCAUUACACUAGUCCUUAUUGCUGUUCACAACCAGUCGACCGAAGGCUUACGAUUCAAAGUUCCUUGGGUUCCGACUCUUCCAGCUCUAUCCAUCGCGGCUAAUGUCGCUCUUAUGGUGAAUUUGAACCCGAUGACGUGGAUUCGAUUCGCCAUUUGGAUGUCAAUAGGAUUCGUAAUUUACUUUGCAUACGGAAUGCGACACAGCAAAGAAAACGCCGCUGUCAGUUCUUACUCCGGCUUACUGAAAUCCAACUCCGUUCGGGUGAAGUGGGGUUCUACUCUAACAGCCAAGGAUCUUCCCAGCACACCUUCGUCUCAAACAGAAAAUUAAAACGCUAUUUUAAAAGUCACUAUAUCUACGUCAAUGUUUAAACUUUAGAUCUAUUUAAAAAGAGAAAUUUGUUCUUAACUAUUCAGUUACCUUUCACAUUGUAUUACGGGCCAUUGGAAAAACAAACAAAAAAUAGAGGAGAGAAAAUGGCCGGAAUACACGUAUUAUAUGCAACAGGCAA
Daphnia magna is the source of this 2283-nucleotide messenger RNA. Its product is annotated as cationic amino acid transporter 4. Gene Ontology annotation, molecular function: amino acid transmembrane transporter activity. The record is from RefSeq and is a predicted model, not a curated record. Lineage: Eukaryota; Metazoa; Arthropoda; Branchiopoda; Diplostraca; Daphniidae. Gene Ontology annotation, cellular component: plasma membrane. Gene Ontology annotation, biological process: transmembrane transport; amino acid transport.